Messenger RNA from Ilex paraguariensis (yerba mate), 546 nucleotides. The record is from the annotation of a GenBank genome assembly. NCBI's taxonomy places the organism in Eukaryota, Viridiplantae, Streptophyta, Magnoliopsida, Aquifoliales, Aquifoliaceae.
UUAAAUGAUCUCUCUCCCCAAACCAAUACACCUCCUUCCCCAUAACCCUAAAAUUUCUCCUCCUCUUGACACAAUCUUCUUCACUGUAAAAACCCACAAUUUGAGCUCCAAUCAUACCCAUGGAGUGGGUACAUGGUGGAACAUUUUGUCAUGGAAGCUUUGGGACAGUCAAUCUUGCAAUACCCAGAAGCCAGAGCCCGUAAAUUACUCCAUUAAUGGCCGAGAAAUCUUGUGAUGCUUUGUACGCUGUUUUGUUGAUGAAUGAAAAGAUGGUAUUGGAGGAGCUUCAGGAUUGUCCGGAGAUUGUUCGUUGUUUUGGUGACAGUUUCAAUUUUGAAAAUGGCCAGAAAUUAUACAAUGUCUUGUUGGAGUACGCUUCUGGAGGUUCUUUAGCUGAUAAGCUUAAAAAUUCCAGCCAACAUCGGUUAUCAGAAUUAGACAUCCGGCGAUACACGAAGUCAUUACUAUCUUCAUCGAAGUGCCUGCCCAUUGUCCAGCACCACAUCAACAGCCCUACGAAUUACGAAUGAAUUUUUUUUUUUUUUU